ACUUCAUAGUGUUUUCAGUGAAUGUACGAAAAUUUUGUCAUUUAUUAUCUUGGUGUUGCAUGUAAAUGUUGAUUUGUUUGUGCAGAAAUAGAUUAAAGUAUCAAACAAGAUGCCAGCUGCUAGGAAGCUGACUUUUAGCUCAAAGCUGAGUAGGAGUGAUCCUCAUGAGAGCCCUGUUUUGAUUGUUGGGCAAGUGAAGCACUUGAACCAACUUAAAUUUUCUGAUGUGAAACUUAAACUUGAACCAAGAGUCACUGAAGAGGUGUUUAAGAAUGCUAUAGCCAGUUUACAGCCUUCACCCACAGACAGUUGCUCCUUAUAUUUGAAUUUGGCGACUGUCGCUGCUUUGCCUGUUAAAUGCAGCAGACAUAACACUCCUUCAAGAUCCCAUACUUUGACUCGUUUAGUACAAAGUUAUGUUGUCGGAGUAAAUGAGAGCAUCGUCAUAGUUUGCGAAAAGAAAGAUGUCUACGCCAGUGGCUGUGCCGUUGCUCGCGCCUUUCCGACUUACUCGAGAAAGACAACAAUUUCCAAUUCGAACAAUAAUGUUACAAUUGAAUUCAUUGUUAUUCCCAAUCAAGAAUCAAAUGACGAUAGCUUGGAUGUUACUCCAGAAGAUUUAAGGGUCCUGGAUGCUGCAGCCUAUGGAAUUAGGCUUGCUGCGUUCAUCGUCGAUGCUCCUUGCAAUGAAAUGAACGUUGAUCAUUUUGUACAGGAAGUAGAAAAGGUUGGAAAUGAACUGAAUAUAAAACCAACCAUAAUUCGCGGCGAAGAAUUGAGGGAAAAAGGGUUCGGAGGAAUUUAUGGGGUCGGAAAAGCCGCCACCUGUCCUCCAGCUUUGGCCGUGCUCAGCCACACCCCGCCUGGUGCUCGUAACACUGUCGCAUGGGUUGGAAAAGGCAUUGUUUACGAUACUGGCGGUCUGAGCAUUAAGGGAAAGACCUCUAUGCCUGGUAUGAAAAGGGACUGCGGAGGAGCUGCCGGUAUUUUGGGUGCCUUCUAUGCUGCGGUCAAAUCGAAUUUCUCGCAAAACUUACACGCUGUGUUUUGCCUUGCCGAGAACUCCGUUGGCCCGGAUGCUACCAGACCCGACGAUAUUCAUACAUUAUACUCAGGUAGAACAGUGGAGAUAAACAAUACCGAUGCCGAAGGACGAUUGGUCCUAUCGGACGGUGUUGUUUACGCCAAAAGAGACUUAAAUGCCAAUAUUAUUGUUGAUAUGGCUACACUCACCGGAGCUCAGGGUAUUGCGACCGGAAAAUAUCAUGCUGCCGUCUUGACCAACAACGGCGAUUGGGAGGAUACAACAAUGACCGCUGGAAAAUUAUCCGGUGAUCUUGUCUUUCCGGUUCCCUACUGCCCCGAAUUGCACGUAACAGAAUUUUCGUCAGCUAUUGCUGAUAUGAAGAACUCUGUUGCCGACAGAGGCAACGCUCAGCCCAGCUGCGCUGGAUUGUUCAUAGCUUCUCAUCUCGGUUUUGAUUAUCCCGGAGUUUGGCUUCAUGUUGACAUGGCCGCUCCUGCUUAUUAUGGAGAAAGAGCGACGGGAUAUGGAGUGGCUCUACUGACGACUCUUUUCGGAAGUUUCUGUGAGCUGCCGUUGCUUAAAUCAAUUGGUCCUAAUUUGGAUGACAGCAUGACAGAGAAUUGUGCAAAGAAAAUCAAGAUGAAUUAAUCAUAUUUUUAUAAAAUAAAUAUAAUGGGACAAAGCUUUUAAAUAAAUCAUU
Nicrophorus vespilloides is the source of this 1727-nucleotide messenger RNA. Its product is annotated as probable aminopeptidase NPEPL1. Gene Ontology annotation, molecular function: metalloaminopeptidase activity; manganese ion binding. Gene Ontology annotation, biological process: proteolysis. NCBI's taxonomy places the organism in Eukaryota, Metazoa, Arthropoda, Insecta, Coleoptera, Silphidae. The transcript is spliced from 9 exons. Gene Ontology annotation, cellular component: cytoplasm. The record is from RefSeq and is a predicted model, not a curated record. The coding region runs from base 110 to 1675 and encodes 521 amino acids.